Molecule: messenger RNA, 768 nt
Organism: Dentiscutata erythropus
Lineage: Eukaryota; Fungi; Glomeromycota; Glomeromycetes; Diversisporales; Gigasporaceae
Source: the annotation of a GenBank genome assembly
AUGAAGUCAACAGUUAUUUUUUUCACCUUAUGUUUCCUUUUCUCAGUUUUCGCCACAAUUUCUGCUUACCCGCAAAAAAGAGGAGCAGUUGGCGAGUGGAGGGUUGCUAGGGCAACAUUAAUGAGAAGUAUGCUCUACAAGCGUGAUGGCGACACAAAUAGUACUGAUGAUAGUAGUGCUGGUGGUCUUGAAUACGAUGGCCCAUCAGUAGAAGCAACCUACAAUCCAGGAAAUUCAGACAAUUCGGACAACCAAGGAAAUGCAGACGGUGGAAACUCAGACAAUUUAAGCUUGGCUAAUAAUACGAAUACUCCGGAUUUUUCGGAUAGGAAAAAAACUGGUUCCUCCUCAUCAGGUGGCUCCCACUCAUCAGGUGGCUCCUCCUCAUCAGGUGGCCAAACUACAGGCAGUUCUGUAGGUGCCAAAAUAACUUUUUAUGAAGGCUCAACGCUUGAAAACGCCUUUUGUUAUGGAAAUGGAAAACUACCAUCAUAUAAUGCAAAAUCAACAGAUAUGAUCGGUGCUAUGAAAAUGAGUGGAACCUCCAUGUGUUAUAAAUGUGUACAAAUUCUAUGUGGUUCAAAUUCUGUCGUGGUAAAAAUUAUUGACAGAUGCGCCACAUGCGGAAGUAGUCAAGAUAUUGAUUUAACCAAAGCAGCCUUUACUAAACUUGCACCAGCUGUAAAGGGAAUUGUUUCAAUAACUUGGCGCCUUCUUAAAACUUGCCCAGGUGAUGGUGACUGGCCAACUUUAGAAGACGAUAAAUAA